This is a messenger RNA of Mustela erminea (ermine), 2530 nucleotides long. It is a transcript of the gene GOLGA7B, whose product is annotated as golgin A7 family member B. The transcript is spliced from 5 exons. The coding region runs from base 96 to 596 and encodes 166 amino acids. The record is from RefSeq and is a predicted model, not a curated record. Gene Ontology annotation, cellular component: palmitoyltransferase complex. Lineage: Eukaryota; Metazoa; Chordata; Mammalia; Carnivora; Mustelidae. Gene Ontology annotation, biological process: peptidyl-L-cysteine S-palmitoylation; protein targeting to membrane.
CCGCUGCCAGACCACCUGCUCCCGGAGUCAGCACCGCGGACAGCCCCCCGCUACCAGCCUCGCCACAGGCUCGGAGGGAUCAGUGCCUCUGGAACAUGGCCACUGAGGUCCAUAAUCUGCAGGAGCUGCGGCGAAGUGCCUCGUUGGCCACCAAGGUCUUUAUCCAGAGAGACUACAGUGAUGGGACCAUCUGUCAGUUCCAGACCAAAUUCCCCCCAGAGCUGGACAGCCGGAUUGAGCGGCAGCUCUUCGAGGAGACCGUGAAGACCCUCAACAGCUUCUACGCAGAGGCCGAGAAGAUUGGGGGGAGCUCCUACCUCGAGGGCUGCCUGGCCUGUGCCACGGCCUACUUCAUCUUCCUCUGCAUGGAGACCCACUACGAGAAGGUUCUCAAGAAGAUCUCCCGCUACAUCCAGGAGCAGAAUGAGAAGAUCUUCGCCCCUCGAGGCCUCCUGCUCACGGACCCCGUGGAGCGCGGGAUGAGGGUUAUCGAGAUCUCCAUCUACGAGGACCGGUGCAGCAGCGGCAGCUCCAGCAGCGGCAGCAGCUCGGGCAGCGGCAGCAGCGGCGGGGGCGGCGGGGCGGGGGCCCGGUGACUGGCCGAGAGUCCCUGCAGGGAGGUGUAUGGCCGGACUGAGGGCCUCUCAGACCUGCGGCGGCUGCGCUACCAGAGCACCCGCUUCUGAGUCAUUCUCUGGGCCCCGCUCUGCUCCCCGGGGCGGGAGGGAGGGUGACUGGCCUGGUGUCCUUGCGGGCCCGUCUCCCGGGGCCCCUCCCGCACUCCUGCCCCUCGCCCCUGGCAGGACGGCCCACUUCCUGAUCUGGCAUUUCCCCCAGGGGUCAGGUCUGGUCAGGCGCAGCCAGAUCUUCCAGGGGAAGGCUGGGACCUGGUGGGAAACGCGAUUUGGACAGCCCUUUUCUUCUGCCUCUCCACUCCCAACACCCUGGAGGCGGGGCUCAGGUCCCAGAGAGAAUUCCUAUCCCGCAUGAUUCCUCAGCCCAAAUCCCACAUCCACCAGGACUCUCCCCCGCCCCCAGGGUCCUGCUCCCGGUGGCUGUCUCCCAGUGUCUGCUCUUUCUGGUGCCACUGCUGGGGCUCUGCCUGUCUGUGAACCUGCCUCCACUGGAUUUGAGGUCUGGGGAGAUGGGAGCCACUCAGUCCCCUCCUGACCCCUUCUAGACUCAUGGCUUCCCCUUCCCCCCACUCAAAGCCUGAAGGCCACAUGGGCCUUGCCAAGAAACCUCCGACUCCUGAGAUUUUGCAGGACAUCGGGCGCUGGCUGUGGGGUGCACAGCCUGGGGCUCUGGGAGGUUAUGUGAGGCCUAGAGAAAUGCUUCAUGGAGACUUGUAGCUUUGGGGGCUUUGAACCUCCAGGAUUGGAGCCAACUUCUCGAGAUUGGAAACUGGGUGUAUGAGAGAAUGAGUGUGUGUGCACGCAGGUGCGUGUGUGAGUGCAUAUACGUGAGAGCACUGUGUGCACGAGCGCAUGUGUGGCUGUGCAGCUGUGUGCGUGAGCACACCCGUGAAUGCAUGUGUGUGAGUGCGCAUGUGUGAGUGCACCAGUCCGUUCCCCUUCUGUGCCAGGCCAGUGACUGCCCCUCUGCCUCCUCUCUUAUCUUUGUAUGUAAUGGUCUGUGGCUGCUUCCCUGCAGAGGUCCAGCCUGCCCCUUUGUAAAUAAAUGUCCUAAAGCUCCUUGCCCCUUGCCUGGGGCUGCCAGCUUGGCUCUUCUUCCUCGUCUCUUCCCCACCUGCAAAGUUCUCCCCAUCUUCUGAUUCUACUGUGUACAUUCUAGCAAAAGAGAAGUUGGGGGUCUGGGAGAGCCAAUCUUCUGGAGCCUUCCAUGUCCUUCUCCCAGCCUUCCCGGUCCAUGACAGGGCAGCAGGGCCACACAUGCUGCAUAUGCAGCCUGCCCAGACUCUGGAGCUCUUUAAGGCUGCAUAAGCAAGUCCUCCUUGGAUGUUCAAAGGAGUUGGCAACCUAUAGGGGAAAAGGCAAACUCCUUUCUUGAAAGGGAAGAGAAGCACCCAGCCAGUGUGGCUCUGCAUGCCAAGGCCCAGGGCGCCAAUGAGGAAGAAGCAGCCCCCAUGCCUGGAUGCCCGGAUGAGGGACAGCAAGCGACUGCCUGCCUCAGCCGGCAGGAGGUGCUAAAAGGGCAUCUGGAAGACCAGCCACUGCAGGGAGCUUUCUAGAACCAAAGAGGGGCCUGGUUUUCUCUUGGAUGAGACAGCAGUCUGUGGGAGGGUGGUGCCUACCCAGGGGGCUGCAGAGGGCAGCCUGGUCCCUGGGGUGGGUCUGCGUCCAAGGAUUCCCCCAAAGAGGGUGGUGAUCCAGUGAGCUCUACGGCAGCGCCCCCCCCGCCCCCCGCAACCGACCCCUGACCCCUGGGCCGGGCCCAUGCCCUCCCUGGCCCACUGUGGGGCCAGGCCUUAUGUCUGACCGGUGCGCCUCCUGUGGGAUGGCUGGGCACAGGUGAUGCAGUGGCCUUUGGUUUUAUUAUUUCUUUUUCCAAUAAAAGGACUUGCCCAGCU